Messenger RNA from Trichechus manatus latirostris (Florida manatee), 4318 nucleotides. It is a transcript of the gene MSL1, whose product is annotated as MSL complex subunit 1. The coding region runs from base 39 to 1883 and encodes 614 amino acids. Gene Ontology annotation, molecular function: chromatin binding. Gene Ontology annotation, cellular component: MSL complex. NCBI's taxonomy places the organism in Eukaryota, Metazoa, Chordata, Mammalia, Sirenia, Trichechidae. The record is from RefSeq and is a predicted model, not a curated record. The transcript is spliced from 9 exons.
CUCCUCCGUCUCCGUCCCCGGCGCCGCUCCGGACCACUAUGACCAUGAGAUCCGCAGUGUUCAAGGCGGCCGCGGCCCCUGCCGGCGGCAACCCUGAGCAGCGACUGGACUACGAGCGGGCUGCGGCGCUGGGCGGGCCGGAGGACGAUCCCGGGGCGGCCGAAGCCCACUUCCUCCCCCGGCACCGUAAGCUCAAGGAGCCGGGGCCCCCGCUGGCCUCCUCCCAGGGCGGGAGCCCCGCGCCCUCCCCGGCCGGCUGCGGCGGCAAGGGCCGGGGCUUGUUACUGCCGGCUGGGGCGGCCCCCGGGCAGCAGGAAGAGAGCUGGGGCGGCUCGGUGCCCUUGCCCUGUCCGCCCCCGGCCACCAAACAAGCCGGCAUUGGGGGGGAGCCAGCGGCCGCCGGAGCUGGCUGCAGCCCCCGGCCCAAGUAUCAGGCGGUGCUGCCCAUUCAGACAGGCUCUCUCGUGGCGGCGGCCAAAGAGCCUACGCCCUGGGCUGGGGACAAGGGUGGGGCGACUCCCCCAGCUGCCACCGCCUCGGACCCGGCAGGACCCCCACCACUACCUCUGCCCGGGCCACCACCCCUCGCGCCCACCGCCACCGCCGGGACCCUGGCGGCAAGCGAGGGCAGAUGGAAGAGUAUGAGGAAGAGCCCUCUCGGUGGUGGCGGCGGCUCGGGAGCCUCCAGUCAGGCCGCCUGCCUCAAACAGAUCCUUCUGCUGCAAUUGGACCUCAUCGAACAGCAGCAGCAGCAGCUGCAAGCCAAGGAAAAGGAGAUCGAGGAGCUGAAGUCUGAGAGAGACACGCUCCUUGCUCGGAUUGAACGUAUGGAAAGGCGGAUGCAGCUGGUAAAAAAGGAUAACGAGAAAGAAAGGCACAAGUUGUUUCAGGGCUAUGAAACUGAAGAGAGAGAGGAAACGGAGCUAUCAGAGAAAAUUAAACUGGAGUGCCAGCCGGAGCUUUCCGAGACAUCCCAGGCUCUGCCUCCCAAGCCUUUCUCAUGUGGGCGUAGUGGAAAGGGACACAAAAGGAAAUCCCCAUUUGGAAGUACAGAAAGAAAGACUCCUGUUAAAAAGCUGGCUCCUGAAUUUUCAAAAGUCAAAACAAAAACACCUAAGCACUCUCCCAUUAAAGAGGAGCCCUGUGGUUCCUUAUCUGAAACUGUUUGUAAACGUGAAUUGAGGAGCCAAGAAACUCCAGAAAAGGCCAGGUCUUCAGUGGACACCCCACCAAGACUCUCCACUCUCCAGAAGGGACCCAGCGGCCAUCCCAAGGAGAAAGCCUUCUCAAGUGAGAUAGAAGAUUUGCCGUACCUUUCCACCACAGAAAUGUAUUUGUGUCGUUGGCACCAGCCUCCCCCAUCACCGUUACCAUUACGGGAAUCCUCUCCAAAGAAGGAGGAGACUGUAGCAAGGUGUCUGAUGCCUUCAAGUGUUGCAGGAGAAACUUCAGUCUUGGCUGUUCCUUCUUGGAGGGACCAUUCAGUAGAGCCUCUAAGGGACCCAAAUCCUUCAGACCUUUUGGAGAACCUGGAUGACAGUGUGUUUUCGAAGCGGCAUGCAAAACUGGAGCUGGAUGAGAAGAGAAGGAAAAGAUGGGAUAUUCAGAGGAUCAGGGAACAAAGAAUUUUACAGCGACUGCAGCUCAGAAUGUAUAAAAAGAAAGGAAUUCAGGAAUCUGAGCCUGAGGUUACCUCAUUUUUCCCUGAGCCAGAUGAUGUUGAAAGUUUGAUGAUUACCCCCUUCUUGCCUGUUGUAGCAUUUGGACGACCAUUACCAAAAUUAACUCCACAGAAUUUUGAGCUGCCCUGGUUGGAUGAGCGGAGCCGAUGCAGGUUGGAGAUCCAGAAGAAGCAAACACCUCACCGGACGUGUAGGAAAUAGCUGUGCUGGCAAGAGCCCUCUGUCUUCAGAUAGUUGUAGCAUGCCAUUCCCAGAGAGUGGCAGAGACCACUGUAUACGUGACCUGUGUCCUCAUGUAUGUUAUCAUUUGCUGAUACCUUCCCAUACUCCCUUGAUUUUGGGUUUGUUUUCAUGACUCUGAUUUUACAAAAACUCUUUCUUUGGGCUAAUUGUGAAUUAUGGAGAGUGACUGGGAUUUCUUUUCCCUUUUUAGGGGAAUGAGCUCUCAAGCUAAAUCUAUAGGAUGGCAGAUUUGGAAGUGUCAGGUGUCUGCCGCCAUACAUUUGCCUAUGGCAAAGUGCUCUCUUCAUUACACUUGUGGAAGAGGAAGCAAUCUCUGCUUUUAAAGCUGUGCCUACAUGGCACUCUUCUCGCCCUGGUAUACCUUUCCCUAUAGUUUGGGCAUAGUGGUUUUUACCCUAAAACAAAACGAGAAAACCUCACCAUGAGCUUAAGAACCAGAUGAGGAAUAACAAGUGAAGUGAUGAAGCAAGUCAUCCUCACAGAGUAGAAAGGAGACUGGAGAGUUGGUAGAUAAACGUCUGAAAAGACAGAUGUUCUCUUAAAACUAUUCUGUGAUGGAGCCAGGUGGGGAGAGAUAUUUAGCUAUUAUUAUUUUCUUACUUAAUGGGUAACUGAAUUUCUUUCCCCACCCCUCGAAAAAUAUCUUUGGAAAGGUAAUGAGGAUGAUUAGUUUUGGACAAGUUACAGCUCUAAACAAAAGCAGUUGGCAUUUGGGAGUGGCAUGCCAGAACCUGUAUAGAUGUCGUGUUGCAUCACUUCUCAAGUAUUCCUUGUUGGGUUUUAUUCUUUUAGCUGAGCUCUUGGUGAUGGGGUAGAGGUUUAGGGAGGGUGGGGGGUGUGGAAAUCUGUGCUUCAUUUGGCUGGCAAAUGUCUACAUCUUGAAACAAACAGAUGUACCUGAUGAGCUUCUCCAUUCAGUUUGUAAAAAUACAUUUGUAUAUGUACCAUCUUGGUUCUUUUUUUUUUUUUUUCCCCCGUUUUGUUAAAAAAAAAAAAAAAAUUCAGGACAGCACUCCCAGGCCACUUUGGUCUCAGUGUAAGAUCCCUGUAACUAUCUGGAAGGAAAAUAGAGCCAAGACCUCUGGUCUUAAAUAUAUAGGAAUUGCCUUUCAUUAGUCUUCAGGACUAUUGUGUGAAACAAGUAGGGGUCUAAUCUCCUAGAAGGUAGGGGUUUUUAUCCUUGAAGAGAAUAUUUCCCCAGACCAUUAGCACUUUUAGAGGAGAAGCCAAGGUAUGUAGGGUGUGUGGCCGGCCCGUCAGUGGAGCAUGAGAGAGAAUGGGAUACCAUUGUGGGAAGAGAAGAAAAGUUCCUCAGGGGCCUCCCACUGCGAAAGCUUUUUGUGAGAUAUUGAUCUGUGCUCCCUGAGUUUGACUUUUAAAGGAAUUAUUCCGGCAGCACAUGUAGUCUUGGAUGAUCUUGCUGCUCUUAUUUCUCCUUUUUUGUGUGUGUUUGUGUUCAUCUGUAACUCCAUCUGCUUAGGAGAGUGGGCUCUCCAUAAGGGAACCUGCUGUGAACUUCAUUGCAGCAAGGAUGUAGAGAGAAAUAGGACUUACUCCACUAGGGGCUCUCAUCUCACACCUUAAGGAGAGGAAGGAGAUUUCUUGAAAAAUUGGGCCAGAUUUUCUUUGUUCUCCAUCAUUUUAAUAUGGCAAGCUAUUUAGCUUUCCUGCUCUGACCUGUUAUAUUCCUUCAUAAUGUGCCCAAAAAGAAAAAAACGACCAAUCAGUGUCUCUACUUUAUUCUUGAUCCCUCUCAGUUUCUUCUUGAUUUUCAGCAUUUGUUGGAUUGUUAAGUUUGGAUACAGGUUAGCAAAUUUAAUCUUUAUGUUUAUACCCUACCCAGGGGACUCCCCAGAUUCUGAACUUGAGCUAGACUGAGAGGAAUCCAUGAGGUGCUAUCUGGCCAAACUUAAGUGGAUUCUACUUCCUUGGUUCUCCCUCUCCCUGAGGACCUCUUACUUUAUCAUCCCCUCUUUUAGAUCAAUUCUGCUGUGAUUCAAGUAUGUUGAGGUUUGUUGAGAAGGAGGUUGGAGAGUAGAUGAGCAAAGUUCCAAAAGUGAAAUUACAGUGUGUUACAGUGUGGGGGGAAAAUUAGUCUUACUUUUCCCUACAUGGGAUACAACACUGUGAAAUUCAAUCUUCAACUGAAAGCCCUGCAGUUCUCCUAAAACAUAGUUCUCUGUUUAUCUUUCUUUAACCAAGUUUAAGCUAGUGUUAAUAAAUUAAAAAGAGAAAUUGCUUGUCUGUCCACUUCAGCUUUGUUUUAUGCUCAUUUCAUAUUGUUGUCUGUGUUGUAAUUCAUACUUUUGAUACCAUUUCUGAUGUGUAAAAUUGGUUGUCUUGUAAAUAUCUUAUAAAGAGUUCAAUUGUAAAUAAACUAUUGUGGCUGUUAA